Candidula unifasciata is the source of this 848-nucleotide messenger RNA. The record is from the annotation of a GenBank genome assembly. Lineage: Eukaryota; Metazoa; Mollusca; Gastropoda; Stylommatophora; Geomitridae.
GCGUGCUCGACGCUUCAGGCCAGUGGGGAUCGCUGAUAAAAGUCAUCGUGUCCCAUUUCAUCGUGGCCGUGGGACUUGUGGCCAAUUCUCUGACAUUUGUAGUCAUGAAGAGCCCGAGACUGCGGUACAAGUCAUAUUCACAUUAUCUCAGUGCUCUGGCCAUAUUUGACAGCCUUGUUCUUAUCAACCAAGAAAUCCACAUGGUUAAUGAAAUCCAGGGAUAUAAUAACAGCACAAGGUUUUUCUCUGUGUUCUCUGAUGACGCAUGUAAGGUGUUUAUGUUUUUCGACACCGUUUGCAACUUGAUGUCAUCAUGGCUAAUCGUUGCUAUGGCAAUGGAGCGACUCUGCGUAGUCUGCACGCCCUUUCGGCGGAACAUGUGGUGUCAACAAAGGGGAGCAAUCGUUAUUAUUUUCACUCUCUUCUGCGUAUUGUCUUGCACCCAGAUCUUCAGAUUUAUCAUGGUAGAAAACGACGGAGAAGUGUGUAUGGGAUCCCGUGUGCACCAAGAUCUUUACGUUCUGCUCCACAUAUAUACCUACCAGUUUACGUUGUUAUUCAUAGCACCACUCCUCCUCAUUCUCAUCUGCAACAUCGGGGUGCUCAUUCGUAUCUUAAGUGUGGAAAAUGCCACAAACAAUGAAGAUUCGUACACCACAAGGGUUGGAGGUAAUACCAGAAGACGCAGGAGAACCACACGGAUGUUGAUGGCUAUAUCUUUCACUUACGUUGUGACAACCCUGCCCCAGGUGGUGCUCACCAUAACGGUUCACGCUUUGGUAAAAAAGUACAAGAACGGGAUCAAACAUGUGUUCAUGCACGCUGUGCAUUGGAUACAUAUAUUCCAG